This is a messenger RNA of Stegastes partitus (bicolor damselfish), 5674 nucleotides long. RefSeq names its product probable G-protein coupled receptor 116. Bases 219 to 5303 code for a protein of 1694 amino acids. NCBI's taxonomy places the organism in Eukaryota, Metazoa, Chordata, Actinopteri, Pomacentridae. Gene Ontology annotation, biological process: cell surface receptor signaling pathway; adenylate cyclase-activating G protein-coupled receptor signaling pathway. The record is from RefSeq and is a predicted model, not a curated record. Gene Ontology annotation, cellular component: membrane. Gene Ontology annotation, molecular function: G protein-coupled receptor activity. The transcript is spliced from 40 exons.
UCAGCAUACGGGUUUGACAGCCUCUCCAGUCUGCAGAGUGGCUCCAGAAAGGCAUACAGGGAAUAAUUACAGCCAAACAGAGAGAAAAAGAGUCAUGACAUGAAGAAUCUCCUUCUGAUGUGCCGCCCAGCAACACUGGAUCUUGGUGACUGACAGUCAGCACUAUGUGAAAGCUUCACUGUUCUGUGCAAUUAAUGUUAACCUGAGGAGGACCAGUCAUGAAAGGAAUGGAAAUAUUUAAGAAUGCCUUGGUCAUCUUUGCCCUCGCAGUGACACUUAUUUUGGAAACAAGGAACUUCAAUGAAUAUUCAAGUGUUGUUUUACCGGAACACAAUGAAGAAGACGACUUUCUACCUCACACCCGGCAGAGAAGGAAUGCACUUUCAAGCCAAAGGAAUUACACCAUUGAUGUUGUAGUGAACGCAUCUGAUGCAGUAACAUUUCAGGGCAUUCUGUCUGCCUUGAAUGCUACCAGAUUUCCCAUACAGCUCGAUAACAACACAGAGGUCUCCGAGAUUGGCGUCACAACAGUAUGUUUCUCAACCAGCUCCGGCUUCAAGUGUCGAUGCGAGGAGCAGUUUGCUUGGUCGUACAACAGCUGUGUUACAUAUGGAGCCUGUGAUGACAUAUCCAACGGUGUCUGUAAAUGCAUCAAUGCUAUUCCACCUGAUGGCCAGUCCUGCCAGCUGAUAUCAGAGCUGCUGACUCAGGUCGAGUAUGAAGUUGAAGUGGAGCUUAAUGUCACAGAUAUGGAGACAGUGGAGCACCUCAGGAGGCUACUGAUCAAUGGCAGCUAUUCUCUGGCUUUGGGCCCCAACGUGAACGUCACACACGUUAACUUGACUACAGUUUGCUCUCCGACCAACGAUGGAUUCCAGUGCAGAUGUGAGGAUCAGUAUCGCUGGUCAUGUGACCAGUGUCUAAAGUACGGAUCCUGUGACAACAUCACUGAUAACACAUGUGGAUGCAUCAGUACGAUUCCUCCUGAUGGACAGUACUGCCAGUCUGUGGAUCAACACAGUAAGAACUUUGAUUGGAUUUGCUUUGACGACUGCCUCCCUGCAGCUCCUGCAGUUGUUCAUGAAUACCUGAUUUCUGUUGAGCUGAACACCACAGAUGUCACACUGAUCGAUCAACUGAGGAACGUUCUGAGGAGCAUCAGUUACCCCAUCAGCCUGAGCCAGCAAGUGCAACUGUCUGCUGCCAACAUGGCUACAGUUUGCUCUCCGACCAGCGAUGGUUUCCAGUGCAGAUGUGAGGAUCAGUAUCGCUGGCCAUGUGACCAGUGUCUGAAGUAUGGAUCCUGUGACAAUAUCACUGAUGACACAUGUGGAUGCAUCAGUACGAUUCCUCCUGAUGGACAGUACUGCCAGUCUGUGGAUCAACACAACUUUACAGCUUGCCCUCUCACAACCACAACUCCACCAUCAACAAAUUCAACAACAGUUUCAACAACAACUGUCAACACAACAGCUUCCACAGCACCAAACACAAACCUAACAAAUACCACAACUGUUCCACCAACGACAGGUGUAACAAAUUCAACAACAGUUGCCACAACUGGUAUCAACUCUACAACUGCUGCAACAACUGUAACAAAUUCAACAACAGCUGCCACAACAGCCAUGAAUAUUUGCUCUCCGGCCAGCGAUGGUUUCCAGUGCAGAUGUGAGGAUCAGUAUCGCUGGCCAUGUGACCAGUGUCUGAAGUUUGGAUCCUGUGACAAUAUCACUGAUGACACAUGUGGAUGCAUCAGUACGAUUCCUCCUGAUGGACAGUACUGCCAGUCUGUGGAUCAACACAGCUUUACAUCGUGUCAUCUUACAACAACAACUCCACCAUCAACAAACACAACUCCAAAUAUGACGACAGUGAGCAACACUACAACACCCACACCGACAACAAUAGCUACAACACCUCCUGCAGUUGUUCGUGAAUACCUGAUUUCUGUUGAGCUGAACACCACAGAUGUCACACUGAUCGAUCAANUUGUGUCUGUCAAUUCAACAACAGCUGCAACGACAAUUGUAACAAAUUCAACAACAGUUGCUACAACAAAUGCAAAUACAACAGUUAUUACAACCCCAACAACACCUGUAACAAAUUCAACAACAGCUGCCACAACAGUCAUGAAUACAACAACAGUUAUUACAACCCCAACAACAACUGUAACAAAUUCAACACCUGCUGCCACAACAGGUUUCAACACUACAACAGCUGCAGUAACGCCUGUAACAAAUUCAACAGUUGUGACACCAAACAUGGACACAACAGUUCUUACAACCCCAACAACAAGUGUAACAACUACUCCUGUGACCGCCCAAAAUACCACAACUACGUCAUCAACUACCCCUACCCCAGUUCCAACCACCAACCUCACAACUGCUAGUACCACCACGCCCACAUCCUCUACCACAGCCUCUACCACAGCCACUACCACGCCUACAGGAAUUAAUGUGACAGUAUCAAUGAGAUUAGACUUGGAAUUCACUGAAGACUUGAACGAUAAAUCGAGUUCUGCAUACAAAGAGCUUGAAUCAAGGAUUAAUUCAGUGUUACAGAGCCAUUACAGCGGCAUCAAUGGGCUUAUCAGACCUUUUGUAACAGGAUUCAGACCAGGAAGUGUUAUCGCAGAUUUUGUAGUUCAGGUAACAGAAGUGAAUGCAACUGAAAUAGCUGAAGCAAAUAAAAACCUCCCAGAAGCCAUGGAGUCAGUUGCGGCUGUCAUUGAGCCAGUUGUUGCACAGGUCAAAAGUCCAACUCCACUCAAAGUUCCAGACUUGACUUAUACCGGUCAAACCAUGACACUAACGUGUGACAGCCCCGGCACUGAUGUGGGAACAAUUUCUGGUUCUGUGUGGAAAUUUAAAGGGCUAAAAAUUACUUCAGACAGAAUUAAAGCAACCACCAUUGGCAAUCAGUCCACGCUUACAGUUAACAACGUCAUUCCUGCUGAUGCUGGACUCUACGAAUGUACACUGGAGGGCACAGCUAUGCAUUUUAUCCGAACGGGAGUUGUGACAAAUGCUGCAAUCAGAGACGCUCCUAUUGUGCGACUUCAGAGUAGAAUUUCCGUUAAAUGCGAAGACGGAGCGGUGCAACCACUUCAGUGUUGUGUGCAGUCCUCCUACUCAGUCGGAUGGUUUGACGGCACGAGCCUUUUAUCGUCACGUCCUGUUGAAGGCAACUGCAUCCAGUAUGAUUACACAAUAGAAAACUGCAACGGAUCACAGACAAGAGAAAGCAUUUUCACAUGUAGGGUUGAUGACCUCGAUGGCUUUGAACAGACGACAACAUUGACCAUAUUCGUCGAAUCUGCUGCUUGCAACGACACUCAGUAUGGGACUGGACGAGAAGGCGACAGAGCGAGCAUAAGGUGUGAUGAGGAUCAAGAGGGGGCAAAGACGGCACGGUGUCAGAACGGACAGUGGAGACUUGAGCAAGACACCUGCAUUAUAAUAGAAAUCAAGAGAUUAUUGAUUGGUUCGCAGGACCUGAUUUUGGAAACAGUGCCAGAAUUUGUUGGGAAUCUUAGUGCGACUGUCAAGGAAGAAGAAGCAGAAGUUUCAAAUUCAUCUGAGACAAUAUCUGCGAUUGUUGACAUCAUAAACACCGUCGCUAAUGUAACAACGGUUGUCAAUGAAAAUGUCAUGCAGGAUGUACUAGAAACCGUUGAUGUCAUCAUUGGUAACGACGCAGUCGAGUCCUGGGCGUUUCUGAAUGCAAAUGAAACCAGAAACGCCAGCUCAGAACUGCUGGGUUCACUGGAGACACUCUCCGAUAGACUGGACGGGACGUUUACGAUUAACACUGAACGGAUCCAGCUCAACAGAACUGUGUUCAGUAACUCUUUUAAUGCAAUGCUGAACUCCAGCGUGGCCAUAAAUAUUCCAAACACUAACUUUUCCAACGUCUUCAUCACCACCAUCGUUCUCUCCACCCUUAAUAACGUUAUGCCAACAAGGAACUCCUCCUUCGAUGUCAGCCUCUUCAACGCUACCGCCAAUGAAACUGCCCCUGACAACGCCAUCAACGCUGCUGUGCUGCUUGUGACAAUAAAUCAAACAAUUUCGAACGUCACUCUGAGCUACAACAAGUUAAACGAAUCGCUGUCACUGAACCCGCAGUGUGUCUUCUGGAAUUUCACACUUUUUGAUAACCUUGGCGCUUGGGAUGAUGAGGGCUGUUUGUUUGUUUCCGACAUAAAUAACACAGUAACCUGCACCUGCAACCACCUGACGUCCUUCUCAAUACUGAUGGCAACUGACGUCCCUCCAUCAAUAAGAGAAGCCUUGGAUAUAAUCACUUAUAUUGGAGUUGGAAUAUCUCUGGCAAGCUUAGUCAUAUGUCUCAUCAUUGAAGGAUACGUUUGGAAGGACAUCACCAGAAACAGCACUGCCUUCAUGCGUCACGUGUCCAUCGUUAACACCGCGCUGUCUCUGCUGAUCGCUAACAUCUGUUUUAUCAUUGGUGCCUCCAUCGCUAAGAACCCCCUUGAAGAUCCAGGAGAGGACUACACAGUUCCAGUUGGACCAUGUAGCACGGCAACAUUUUUCAUGCACUUUUUCUACCUUGCUCUGUUCUUUUGGAUGCUUGUGUCAGGCCUUCUGCUCUUUUACAGAACAGUUAUGGUCUUUUCGCACAUGUCAAAGUCAGUCAUGUUGGCCAUUGGCUUCAUUUUGGGUUACGGCUGCCCUCUGAUUAUAGCCGUUAUUACGGUUGCCGUCACAGCACCAGGAAACGGAUACAUAAGGACAAACGAAGCUUGUUGGCUCAACUGGAUCAAGACAAAAGCCCUGCUGGCCAUGGUGAUACCUGCCUUGACCAUAGCUUUCAUUAAUGUUUUGAUCAUCAUCGUGGUCUUGUUCAAAAUGCUGAGGCGAGGUGUGGGGGAUGCUGCCCAGACAGAUGAAAAGCAUACCCUGGUGGUCAUCAUAAGAUGUUUGGUCAUUUUGACUCCGUUGUUUGGGGUGACCUGGUCUUUGGGAGUGGGAACCAUGAUAUCGCCAACAAAUAUAGGAAUCCAUAUUUCCUUUGCAUUCUUCAAUUCAUUACAGGGUUUCUUCAUUUUAGUGUUUGGAACAUUACUGGAUUCAAAGAUCCGUGCUAUCCUCUCAAGAAAGACACCCACACCGACCUCUGGCUCUAACCAAACAAGAAGCACAAGUGGUGGCAUUUCCUCUUUCGGUGGGAUGAAUUUGAUAAAUCGACUCCGUGGAAGAAGAGAAAUCUACCAUGUUUCAAACGCUUCAAACUCCAAUGGCAGUGGUGCAUCAGAGACAUUUAUUAAUAUAAAUGACUAGUGCUCAAUAAUGAUUCAUUUAUUUUAUUAUAAAAACAGCUAUGCGGAAGGAAAGCAAGUGCAAUAUAUCUUAAACGUAAAGUGCAGUGAAACAAUCUUGUGAAUGAAGCUGUGAAAUAAUAUUGUUUCAGAGCUGCCACUUGCUCAUACUUGAAGCAGUGUUUGGUAACACGUAUGUUGCACAACCACCAGAGCAGUUAGUAAGGAACUUGUUAGAAGGCUGCAACUCGUAUAAAGUAUUGUCAUGACGAAAUGUCGGCAUUACUAUGUCCCUUAAGCAGAAGCAGAUGACCCUAGACUGCUACUGAAGAAGCUGAUGAUUGGACAAAGUACAACUCAGCACUUUGUGCACAUUGUCGUGAAAUGUUAACA